AUGGCCGACUUCGAGAAAACCCACGCUCUCCACGAGCGAAUCAACAACCAACACAAUACCAAUGACAGUGACACCGACUUCAUCCCUCGACAAAUCACUCGGUCCGGAACCAAUGUCACCAUUUCCUCCGAGCUGUUCGAGAAGAUGUACCUCAACCCCAAAGUGGCCGAUCCGCCGGGGAUGAAACAUCCGCUGCAGAAGUUGUUUGGGAAUCCGACGCCGCUCGGUAUCGUUGGCUUCGAGCUCAGUUUGAUGCCAUUGGCGAUGGAGAUGAUGGGGUGGCGGCAGGCGGGUGGAGGAGGAUCGUUCCAGAAUGCGGCGAUCAUCUUCUACGGCGGCGUUCUCGUGUGGGUUGCGGGCAUCUUCGAGUUCUUCUUGGGCAACACCUUCUCCUUCCUCGUCUUCAUGUCGUUCGGCUCCUUCUACGCAUCCUCCGGCGCAAUGUACAUGCCCAGCUUCGGCGUGUACGCCUCCUACUCCCCUGAUCCGAUCAACGAUCCCGCGGCCGGUCUGAAUUCGCCGGAAUUCAACGCAAACAUGGGCUUCUACUGGGUCGCCUUCACCCUCUUGAUGGCAUUCUUCUGGAUCUGCACGAUCCGUACGAAUGUCGUCUUUGUUGCGCUGUUCGCGUGCAUCGUCCUCGGUUCGUGCUUGCUUUCCGGCUUGUAUUUCUCUGUUGCGGGUGGGCAUUUGCAGACGGCGCAUAAUCUUCAGUUGGCCGCCGGUGGGAUUUUCUUCGUGGCGACAAUCAUCGGAUGGUACCUUUUCGCAGCGCUGGUCUUCCCAACGGUGGACUUUCCCAUCAGUCUUCCGAUGGGCGAUCUGACGAAUGUGGUCCCGAGUCUGACGCAGCUGAGGAACCGAAAACAGCACGAGUUGGGACAGAGGAAGAAGAGCGAUGCGGACAGUGUUGCGGAUAAGGUCUGA
Zymoseptoria tritici IPO323 is the source of this 927-nucleotide messenger RNA. RefSeq lists its product as uncharacterized. The record is from RefSeq and is a predicted model, not a curated record. The coding region runs from base 1 to 927 and encodes 308 amino acids. Gene Ontology annotation, cellular component: plasma membrane. The transcript has 7 exons. Gene Ontology annotation, molecular function: acetate transmembrane transporter activity. NCBI's taxonomy places the organism in Eukaryota, Fungi, Ascomycota, Dothideomycetes, Mycosphaerellales, Mycosphaerellaceae.